CCUUGCCCAGUCUCUCUGCAGUGGGACAGAACGGAGAGGCUCGUGGGACGCAGCUGCACCUACAGCCCAGAGGGGCAGCUGAGAGCGCUCCUCAGGAGGCAGCCCCAUCCAGGCAGGGCUGGGAACCUAGCACCCAGCCAUGAUACGGAGAGCCUUCCAGGUGGUAGCAAGAUGUGGCCAACAGGGAGCCCUCCUUAGGGCCCCCUGUAUCCUGCCCGGACUCAACCCUGCUUCAGCAUUUGGAUCCUCCACAGACUCCCUGGUCUCAAGAUUCUGUCCAGAGAAGACAGACUUGAAGGAUUAUGCCCUUCCCAAUGCCAGCUGGUGUCCAGAUAUGCUGAGCCUGUACCAAGAAUAUCUGGAGAAGACCAAGUCUGAUGGCUGGAUCAAACUGCCCUCCUUCAAGUCCAACAGAGAGCACAUCCAGGGGUUCCAGCUCCCAUCCGGGUUGGCAGUCGCCUCAGACAAAGAUGACUGUCGCAUCUUCACCAGGUGCAUCCAAGUGGAAGGACGAGGCUAUGAGUAUGUCAUCUUUUUCCACCCUUCCAAGAAGAAGUCUGUCUGUCUGUUCCAGCCAGGCCCCUACCUGGAGGGGCCCCCAGGGUUUGCUCACGGUGGGUCCCUGGCAGCCAUGAUGGAUGAGACCUUUUCUAAAACUGCCUACCUGGCUGGAGAGGGGCUGUUAACACUAAGCCUCAACAUCAGAUUCAAAAACUUGAUCCCCGUGGGCUCUCUGGCUGUCCUGAACGUUGACGUGGAAAAGAUUGAGGACCAGAAGCUUUACAUAUCCUGCGUCACCCAGAGCAGAGACGAGCAGAAAGUCUAUGCCAAAUCCUCAGGCAUUUUCCUUCAGCUACAGCUGGAAAAAGAGUCAUCCCAGCAAUAGUCACUGUGCCUUCAGGAGAGCCUACUGCUGACGGCCCUGCCCGCCUGGGACCCACUCUAGAGCGGUGGGGCGGGGAGGUUUCCCAGGAAGCAAUUGGUGAGGUGAGGGAGAGGGCCCUGGCUUCUGAGUAAAUAAA
Molecule: messenger RNA, 1022 nt
Organism: Lemur catta (Ring-tailed lemur)
Lineage: Eukaryota; Metazoa; Chordata; Mammalia; Primates; Lemuridae
Gene: THEM5
Product: thioesterase superfamily member 5
Exons: 6
Coding region: 140-886 (248 amino acids)
Biological process (GO): long-chain fatty-acyl-CoA metabolic process; cardiolipin acyl-chain remodeling
Cellular component (GO): mitochondrial matrix
Source: RefSeq, a predicted model, not a curated record